Neurospora tetraspora is the source of this 463-nucleotide messenger RNA. RefSeq lists its product as uncharacterized. The record is from RefSeq and is a predicted model, not a curated record. The coding region runs from base 133 to 318 and encodes 61 amino acids. NCBI's taxonomy places the organism in Eukaryota, Fungi, Ascomycota, Sordariomycetes, Sordariales, Sordariaceae. The transcript has a single exon.
CUUGACAACAACAAGUGUUUGGAUUGGGUGGCUGGGCUUCCACUUCCGUUGUUACUUAGCUAUAACUACCACCUCGAUUCACAGGCUCAAAGUUCGAUUCACAGGUAGCUUUGCAGUUCAAGGCUUUGUGACAUGGCCGAAGAAAGAAACCCAGAGUCAUUAUGCUGCACCUCCGGUCAUUGGCAUGCACCACGGCCAGUUGCUUUGACACUUGUCAUUGAUGAAGCUGAGAUGAGAUUGGAGUUAUCAGAUGGAUCAAGUAGCUCAUCAGUUCGAUAUUGGUACAUAUCUCAAUGUGAAGACAAUACAAUACGGUAAACAAUGGGUUCGGGCAAUUUCGGUCUGUGAUACAUCACAGCCGGGGAACUUGAUAGCGGAUUCCCGGAGCAAAUCCCGCGCCUGCCUCCCUGGCAGCUAAGUUAGGUAUCCUGUGCGUCGGUGUCGGUGUCGGUGUCGGCGUCGG